AUUUAAAACGGUGUUUUUCAUGUAACUACAGGCCAGACGCAGGGUUGAGGGACGAGAAGUCGCUUUUAGUGUUCAAUAUUUUGUGAUACAGCCGACGAACCGAACAAGAAAAUGCGUGAAAUUGUACACAUCCAGGCUGGGCAGUGCGGAAACCAGAUCGGAGCCAAGUUCUGGGAGGUGAUCUCCGAUGAGCAUGGUAUCGACCCCACCGGAACAUACCACGGAGACUCCGACCUCCAGCUUGAGAGAAUCAACGUUUACUACAAUGAGGCCACCGGAGGCAAGUACGUACCACGUGCCAUCCUCGUGGAUCUCGAGCCCGGAACCAUGGACUCCGUGAGGUCCGGCCCCUUCGGCCAGAUCUUCCGACCUGACAACUUCGUGUUCGGCCAGAGCGGUGCCGGAAACAACUGGGCCAAGGGUCACUACACAGAGGGCGCUGAGCUCGUUGACUCCGUCCUCGACGUCGUUCGAAAGGAGGCCGAGUCAUGCGACUGUCUUCAGGGAUUCCAACUCACACACUCCCUCGGUGGUGGUACCGGAUCCGGUAUGGGCACACUGCUCAUCAGCAAGAUCCGUGAGGAGUACCCAGACCGCAUCAUGAACACAUUCUCCGUUGUACCAUCACCCAAGGUAUCAGAUACCGUCGUAGAGCCAUACAAUGCCACACUCUCAGUCCACCAGCUCGUUGAGAACACCGACGAGACCUACUGCAUUGACAACGAGGCUCUUUACGAUAUCUGCUUCAGGACCCUGAAACUCACCACCCCCACAUACGGUGACCUGAACCAUCUAGUCUCUGCCACCAUGUCUGGAGUCACCACCUGCCUCCGAUUCCCCGGUCAGCUGAACGCUGAUCUCCGUAAACUGGCCGUCAACAUGGUUCCCUUCCCCCGUCUCCACUUCUUCAUGCCUGGCUUUGCUCCUCUCACAUCUCGCGGUAGCCAGCAGUACAGAGCUCUCACCGUCCCUGAGCUUACUCAGCAGAUGUUCGACGCCAAGAACAUGAUGGCUGCCUGCGACCCACGUCACGGCAGGUACCUCACCGUCGCCACCAUGUUCCGUGGCCGCAUGUCCAUGAAGGAGGUCGAUGAGCAGCUCCUUAACGUCCAGAACAAGAACAGCAGCUACUUUGUUGAAUGGAUCCCCAACAACGUGAAGACCGCUGUCUGCGACAUCCCACCACGUGGUCUGAAGAUGUCCGCCACCUUCAUUGGCAACAGCACCGCCAUCCAGGAGCUGUUCAAGCGCAUCUCCGAGCAGUUCACCGCUAUGUUCCGUCGCAAGGCUUUCCUCCACUGGUACACUGGCGAGGGCAUGGACGAGAUGGAGUUCACCGAGGCCGAGUCGAACAUGAACGACUUGGUGUCCGAGUACCAGCAGUAUCAGGACGCCACCGCCGAGGAGGAGGGAGAGUUCGACGAGGAGGAGGGUGAGGGGGAGGCUGGUGAAGCAUAAACUGGUACCAACGCAACACCAAAGACCAACAAAAACUCUCAACCGUAGUCAAUAACUUUGUUGCAACACACAGGCAGAUCGAUCGCCGAUUUCAGUAUUAAUACAACAAGUAUUCGAUGACGUAACACCAAUCUUUGUUGUGUGCAAUACAAAAUGUGAUAAACGCAUGUAUACAGUAUUUAUUUUGUUUUAAAAAUAAUUAUAUUGAAAUCUCAGGUUUAAUAAAUGUUCACAUUGAUAACAA
Dreissena polymorpha is the source of this 1702-nucleotide messenger RNA. RefSeq names its product tubulin beta-4B chain-like. Bases 112 to 1458 code for a protein of 448 amino acids. Lineage: Eukaryota; Metazoa; Mollusca; Bivalvia; Myida; Dreissenidae. The record is from RefSeq and is a predicted model, not a curated record. Gene Ontology annotation, cellular component: cytoplasm; microtubule. The transcript has 2 exons. Gene Ontology annotation, biological process: mitotic cell cycle; microtubule cytoskeleton organization. Gene Ontology annotation, molecular function: structural constituent of cytoskeleton; GTPase activity; GTP binding.